Messenger RNA from Notechis scutatus (mainland tiger snake), 3709 nucleotides. It is a transcript of the gene TMX3, whose product is annotated as thioredoxin related transmembrane protein 3. The record is from RefSeq and is a predicted model, not a curated record. Lineage: Eukaryota; Metazoa; Chordata; Lepidosauria; Squamata; Elapidae. Gene Ontology annotation, cellular component: endoplasmic reticulum; cell surface.
CAUCCCGUUUCCCCUUCCGGCUGAUGGUUCCUCUCGGGUCUGUCUACCGGCUCCUGUCAGCAUGGGGGCGGCGAGGAAAAAGCGGUUGGGCUUGUGGUGGGCAACAGCAUUUGCUACCUUUAUACUUGCCAUAGAUGCAUCAUUUGUGGAAGACUUAGAUGAAUCGUUUAAAGAGAAACGUAAAGAUGACAUUUGGCUUGUUGAUUUCUAUGCACCUUGGUGCGGCCAUUGCAAGAAAUUGGAGCCAGUGUGGAAUGAAGUUGGUAAAGAGAUGGGAAGUAUCGGGUCUCCAGUAAAGGUUGGCAAGAUGGAUGCAACUUCUUAUUCUAGUAUUGCUUCUGAAUUUGGAGUUCGAGGCUAUCCAACAAUUAAACUGUUGAAGGGUGACUUGGCAUACAAUUAUAGAGGACCAAGAACCAAAGAUGAUAUUGUUGAGUUUGCAAAUAGAGUUGCAGGGCCUAUUAUUCGAAAUCUCCCUAGCCAACAUAUGUUUGAGCAUGUUCAAAAAAGACAUCGCAUAUUUUUUCUGUACAUUGGUGGGGAAUCUCCAUUAAAGGAAAGAUACAUAGAAGUUGCUUCCGAACUAAUUGUUUAUACAUACUUUUUUUCUGCCUCAGAAGAGAUACUUCCUGAGCAUAUAACACUCCCUGAGAUGCCCGCCGUUCUAGUCUUAAAAGAUGGAACUUAUUUUGUGUAUGAUGAGUAUGUAGAUGGUGAUUUGUCAGCCUGGAUAAAUAGGGAAAGAUUUCAAGGGUACCUUAAUAUAGAUGGAUUUACACUCUAUGAGCUUGGAGACACAGGAAAACUUGUAGCUAUUGCGGUUAUUGAUGAUAAAAAUGCUUCUUCAGAUCAUGCAAGAUUGAAGUCUAUUGUUCAAGAUGUGGCUAAAAAUUACAGGGAACAGUUUCAUAGAAACUUCCAGUUUGGCUAUAUGGAUGGAAAUGAAUACAUUAAUAGUUUACUAAUGGAUGAUUUGAUAAUCCCCACUAUUGUUGUCCUGAAUACAUCUAAUCAACAAUAUUUCCUACCUCAUAAACCAAUAGAGAGCAUUGAAGAUCUGGUCCAGUUCAUUAAUAAUAUUUUGGAAGGCAUAGCCGAAGCAUAUGGUGGAGAUGGAAUUCUUCAACGAAUCAAGAGAAUAAUUUAUGAUGCCAAGUCUACAGUGGGAUCUGUUUUCAAGAGUUCGCCACUUCUUGGUUGCUUUCUCUUUGGUCUACCACUGGGUGUCAUCAGCAUCAUGUGUUACGGGAUUUGCACUGCUGACUCGGGAGGAUCAGAUGAAGCUGAGACAUCUAAGAAGGAAUCCACAAGCAGGGAGCUAACUGAUGAAGGCACUGAAGAGGAAGCAGAGGAGGAAAGCAGUGAAAGUCCUGUAGAAUUUCCAGAGAGAGAGCAAGAACAGAAAACUAUAUUGGAAAAAAAGAGAGACUAAACUGUUAAUUUUUUUUUCUGUAGAAUUUCCAAAUAGAGACUUAUUUAUUGAAUUCAAUUAUACCUGUGAUCUUCAGAGAUAAGAACUUUUUCAUUCAUUUGUGUAAUGUGCAUGCAUUCAAGUUGCUUGACUGUGAAGAAGAAUGGGGUUGGAGUUGGGGUUUUGAGGUCUCUUAUUGUCUCUUCUACAUAAAAAGAAAAUUCAAGAGAGUUGGUGGGUUAUUUUAUAUAAUGAAUUCUGAGUUGAGUUUAAAAAACCCUCAUUUCUUUUUUUGGAUACUGAUAUGUACAUUUAAAAACAUUUUUUUUCCAUUAUGGCCAAAACCAACCUACCUACCUACCUACCUUCCUUCUCCCUGUGAUUAAACCUAUAAAUACAGAGCUGUAGAAAUCUUUUACGGGAAAUAUGCUUUGAGAUAUUACAUAUUUAGUGGCUAUACUUUCAAAACAGUAUUUUUUAUUUUUUAAAGAAAUAAUUUAGAAUUUCUCUUUAGACAAUGGGAUAGCUAAAGAGAAGUAUUACAAAUUCCCUGGCUUUAAAAAAAACAUAAUUAGUAAAUAUAGAAAUAGCAUUUAUUUGCUUUCGGUUUGAUCUGCGUCCAGUUCAUUACUUUUAUAUUAUAUUGGUCCAAUGUGUUGCAUUAAAGGUGUUAAAUCUUUUUCCUUCACAGGAAAUUUCCCUAUAUUUUAACCAUAUGACAGUCUCAGGAUUUUGUUUGUUAAUUGCUGCACUAGCAUAAUAGUUUGGUGAAUGUGGCUUCUGCAUAGUUAAUUGCACUUUUUAAAAACUUUAAACAUUUAAGCUAUUUAAUAAAGCCUUUGCUACAUCUUUGGUUUCUGCAGCUGAAAAGAAAUCUUAAUAUUUUAUUGACUUACUUACAUUGAAAAUUCACUUGAUAUCUUUAUAUGGCCCACAUUUCUUUUAAAAAGAAUACUUUUUGCCAUAUGUUUAAUUAUAUAUAUCAUCCCUCGUACUGUCCCAUGAUAUAAAUAGGGUCCAUGUCUCUAAGGUUGAGAUCCCAAAGGAUAAGCCAUAGGGUUAUAUUCAGAAUCUUGAAACCAUGGUGAUUGCCAUAGCAAUCAAGCUUAUGCUGCUGAUUUUUAAGACUAUGGCUAUAUAACAUUCAGUUUAACGACUGAAAAUAAAAAUUGUAACCUUAUGUCUCAUAGUGACUUGGCUUUAAUCAGCACAGCUUCUUAUAUACCUUGCCAAAUAAAUAUUAAGUAUAAUGUUUUUUUAAAAAAAUAAGACAUUUGGGCUAAGGAAUCUUUUGCUUCCUACUUCAAUUAAUUCCAUUCUCUAUAACAAAUUAUCAUAACUCUAAAUUCAAAGUUGUCAAGCCUAAUUCUAUUAAUUGGAAGGAAAUUAUACAAUUUUUAUUGCAGUUGUUUUGAAAAAUAAUACACACUUUUUACAAGAAGAACCCCUUUCCUUGAUAAAAAUUAAUAUUGGUCUUUAAAAACACUUUAUAUUUCUUGUGUUUUCAUACCAAGUACUUUUACUAGGAGUCACUAUCUUUCCAAAGAAUAAAUGGUUUUAUUCUAGAAAUAGCGAAUGGAAAUGUUUUAACUAUUACUGCUGGGUUAUAUAUAAAAUGGUUUAUUUUUAUUGAUGCUUAUUGAAAAUCAACUAAUCUAUGAAUGUAGAAAUAUUUUAUAAAUAUUUUCUCCCUCAGGUGUUUCUGACAUCUGUUCAAAUCUAGCUUUGACCCCUGUAGCAGAGAUCACUUCUAGUUCAAUUUAGUUGCUCAAAAUUCCAAAGGAUAUUUUGUAGAUCUGCAUGUGAUGCCUAUUGCCCAGUGCAGUUUAAAGGGAAUUAUAGGUCUUUUUUGUUAGUACCAUUUCUGUGCCCAUUAGAUACUCUUAAUCAGCUGCUGAGUGUCUCAAACAAUAACAUUUAGACUAAGUAUAUUUUAUCAUUUUUCUUUUGAAUGACUAAACUUCCAGAUAUUUACUAAACUGAAUUAUAUUCCAAUUUCACUCCCAACGUUUUAAUGCUAUAGUUAGAAUGAAAAGCCUCUGGUAUAAAACAAAGUGAGUGAUCACAUGAAGUGCUUCACUCAGUAGCUAUUAUGAUUUGAAUCAGAAGUGGUCUAAUAACUUAAAUCCAAAAUAAACAUUAUCAAGUGUAAAUUGGUUGUGUGUGUUGGGGGGGAUUGUAUACUGUAUAAUAACAAAGGUUGGUACUACAUUUAUGUGUAUUUUGGCACUAAUUUUUCUAAUAAAGGAUAUAAGAUUCCUUUUGGAUCAGACUAAAGGGUCAUAUAAACAUCUAAUC